UGUGCAGUUGCUUCUGUCUCUAUGCAAGCAUCUCCUUCUCUGUGCUGCAUGCUAGAGGAGCUGAGCUUUGCCUGGGUCUUUGAUUCAAGAAGAAGCCUUUUUUUUUUUCCUCCAUGCAGCAAGCAGAAGAGGUGACCCUCUCCAUCUUUGUGUGUCUGCAGACUACAGAACCCCAGAGCCCGGCAGGAUCUCCGCAGAGCCCUGAGAUCUGAUUUGGUGGUGGUGGUGGUGGGGUGGGGGGGGGUCUUGUGCCUUGAUUGCUGGGAUCCUUAGGAGCAGCUCCACAGAACACACACAAAGGAUGCACUGAGCAGUCGUGAAUUGCUCUCUGUUCCCAGAGCAGGAAGGAUUAAAGAAUGAAUGAAAGGCACAGCUCAGUGCAGAGAAUGAGGCAGACCCUAUUUCCACAAUGAGGUUUCCUUCUGUGCGGUGCAUCUCCAAGUCCUGGCCAGUGAGGGGCCUUGACCCCCAGUCUCUGUGACCGGCUUCCCCCUAUCUGGGCAGAGCCUGGAAUCCCCAGCCUGCUGCAAUGGGUGGGUUCUGAACGCUGGUAAUGAGGAGCACUGGGGUCAGCCCACCCUGGAGAUGCUGAAGAGAAGGGACAUUCUGGCUAUUGUACUGAUCGUUCUGCCCUGGACUUUGCUCAUCACAGUAUGGCACCACAGUACUCUGUCCCCGCUGCUCAAUGCACACAAGGAGGACGGGAGUGAUGGCCGGAGGGAUGCCAAUCCAGGCUCAGAUUCCAGGGAAUAUUGUUCUUCGGAGAGGGAUAUCGUAGAAGUUGUCAGGACUGAGUAUGUAUAUACACGGCCCCCACCUUGGAUGGGUAACCUCCCAACCAUCCACGUCAUCACCCCCACCUACAGCAGACCGGUUCAGAAGGCCGAACUGACCCGUCUAGCCAACACGUUACUGCAUGUCCCCAACCUGCACUGGAUCCUGGUGGAGGACUCUCAGCGGCGCACCCCUCUGGUCACCCGGAUGCUGCAAGACUCUGGUCUCAAUUACACCCACCUUAACGUGGAGACGCCACGUAAUUAUAAACUAAGAGGGGACACCAGGGACCCCAGAAUACCCCGCGGGACUAUGCAGAGAAACCUGGCCUUACGGUGGCUCAGAGAGACAUUUAACAAAAACAUCAGUUUGCCCGGAGUGGUGUAUUUUGCAGAUGACGACAACACUUACAGCCUGGACCUCUUCGAGGAGAUGCGAAACACCAGGAAAGUGUCGGUGUGGCCCGUGGCUUUUGUUGGAGGAUUGCGGUACGAGUCUCCCAAAGUCAACUCCGCGGGGAAGGUCUAUGGGUGGAAGACCGUUUUCGACCCGCACAGGCCGUUUGCAAUAGACAUGGCCGGCUUCGCCAUCAAUUUGCGGCUAAUACUUCAGCGACCGCAGGCGUAUUUCAAGUUAAGAGGGGUGAAAGGAGGUUACCAGGAAAGCAGUCUGCUGCGGGAGCUGGUGACCCUCAACGACCUGGAACCAAAAGCUGACAAUUGCACUAAGAUUUUGGUAUGGCACACGCGGACGGAGAAACCAGUUCUGGUGAAUGAGGGGAAGAAAGGCUUCACAGACCCCAAUGUGGAAAUCUGACAACAGA
Nanorana parkeri is the source of this 1597-nucleotide messenger RNA. RefSeq names its product beta-1,3-glucuronyltransferase 1 (gene B3GAT1). NCBI's taxonomy places the organism in Eukaryota, Metazoa, Chordata, Amphibia, Anura, Dicroglossidae. Gene Ontology annotation, cellular component: Golgi membrane. The record is from RefSeq and is a predicted model, not a curated record. The transcript is spliced from 6 exons. Gene Ontology annotation, molecular function: galactosylgalactosylxylosylprotein 3-beta-glucuronosyltransferase activity. Bases 586 to 1590 code for a protein of 334 amino acids. Gene Ontology annotation, biological process: chondroitin sulfate proteoglycan biosynthetic process; carbohydrate metabolic process.